This is a messenger RNA of Cyphellophora attinorum, 3603 nucleotides long. RefSeq lists its product as uncharacterized. The transcript has a single exon. Bases 1 to 3603 code for a protein of 1200 amino acids. The record is from RefSeq and is a predicted model, not a curated record. NCBI's taxonomy places the organism in Eukaryota, Fungi, Ascomycota, Eurotiomycetes, Chaetothyriales, Cyphellophoraceae.
AUGGCAGAGCGUGAUGAGCGACCCCCGGCUCUUCCACCGCGACCUACGAGCACGGUCAACACGCCUGGUCCUCAGUACGGUCCACAGUCGACGGAGCAAUGGCCGGCAUAUGAUGCUUUGCAGUCGCAGCAGACAUAUCACCAGCAGCAACCGUCGUGGUCGGGUACAUAUGAUCAGCAGUCAACCUACAACCAUGCUGCGCCGCCUCCACCUCCACCUAAACCACCAGUCUACGAGCAGACGAAUCAGCAAUACUCACAACCGGUCGCUCCGCCUGACCAAUACUCCCACCACCCACCGACACACCAUUAUGACCCUCAAGCAUCUGGCAACCCGUAUGAUCGCUACACUCCCACUCCAGGCCCAAUACAAGGAUCCGCCCACGACCCAGCUCCGGUGUCACCGAUCGAGCCUGGCUCGAACAGAUGGCAGGCCUCUCGACCGCCGGUGACAUCGUCCUUUCAGGCACCUGCACAAGCAAGCGCGCCUCCUAGCUCGAAUCACUUUUACUCAACAGCGCUCGGCCCGUAUGGCGGUCCUUCGGAUUGGGAGCACUUCGGCAAUGAGGGCGCGGGCAGUCCAGAUGCUGCUACACCUGCAUCUACCCAUGUAAAUCCGGCAGCUGACAAUGAUGUGCUUCCGCCGCUCCCGACAAGGAAGCAGUCUGUCCCCACAGUUCAACAGUCUCCUCCCAAGGUGUCAGCGAAGCCAGUACAGGCAUCUCGGCACGGAAGCGAGACCUCCUCGACCAUUGGGCAACCUGUUCGGCGGACAGACACGAUUGACGGCGUCAUCAACGCUUGGAGCGCGCCGCUAAAAUUCGGCCCGAAACCGGAUCCCAGCCUCGUGGACAACAACAGCUCAAGACCCGUAUCUCGCGACUCAGGACGCAAUGAUCCGCCACAGGAAAGAAUAGUCGAGGUCGUCAAAGAGGUCGUGAAAGUCGUAGAUCCCUACGAUGAUCUACAGCCCGAAGUCAAGGCCUCGUUAAAGCGGUAUGCCGAUAUGCUGCGCAAGGAGUCGGCGGCGGAGACGGACGAAGAGAAGUUUGCGGCGUUCGAGGCUUUCAUCAAGAAGGAGUUGAGGCUGAGGGCGAUGUUGUAUGGGAUGGACUCGCCGUUGCAGUUGAUCAAGACUCAAGAGAGGACUGCGAUACCUGCUACAGUGGUGAACACUGCUCCAGCUCUUCCGUCUGUUAUACCGCCGCCUGUGCCUUUGCCCGCCCCGGUGCCAUCAGAUGAGGCCAGGUCAGAGCCGAGAACCCCCAAUCCAGCUCCACAGUCGCAAUUCGUGCGACCGGUGCGGACAUCUUCUUUGUCAAAGGCAGAGAUCGUGGCACCGAUGCCUCCCAGCUCAGUGGCAGCCGCUGAGCCUUUGAAAAAUGUCACAGAACCUGGACCGAGUAUGAGUGGCAUGGCGUCCAUGCUCAAGGACUCACCACUACGAGAUUCACCAAGCAAAGACGACUCCUUUGUCAUGGUUGGAGCUGAUGACGCCGAACAAUACAGCCCAGGAGGCCGUCCGCGCCCAGUCAAGGUUGCAGAGGAAGCAUACAGUCCUGGUGGCAGACCAAUUGUACGUAGCAGCAAGAAGCCCACCACAGACGCCAAACACGUGCCAGAAAUCAGCAUUCCAAGUCUACCACAAACAAAAGCGAACAUAAUGUCACCAGGCGCGAAUGCUCCCAUGGUACUUGAGGAUUAUAUCAUGCCAGGCUUGCCUUCACCAGGUGCAAAUGCACCGAUGCUCGUAGAACCGCCAAGUCCAAAUCCUCCUUCAGCAUCAGCUAAUGCUCCGAUUCCUGUCGAGGGGUCAGGUGCCUUAUCGAAGCGGUCUAGUACCGGGUCGAAUCUCAAAUUCGAGCCUGCCAGACCCGUGUACACACCAUUUCGCUACAAUCCAUCAGUACAGGCACCACUUAUGCCUGCCGACAAGUCAUACUCGUCGUUACGGAAAGAUGGUGAAGCAUCUGGACGCUUGCUGAAACACGAUUCCAAGUCUUCAGCAACGCCUGGUCCAGCAACUGCAGGCUUGACACCGCCUUCGUCAUUGCAGCCACCUGCGAAGAUGCAAGACGAAGCAUUUAUUGGUUUGAUAAGACAGCAGAGUACGGCUGUGAAGAAGCAGAAGCCGAGCCUGGAUGCUGCCCCUCUCGUUGCAUCCCUUCGUCCCGGCACUCCUGCAGGGAAAGCGACGGCCUCUCCUCCAGCGACUAGUGCCGGCCGAACAGCCACACCUAUAGCCGCUGCAUUACGACCCCGUACGCCUGCGACUCACCACGCAACUCCUCCGCCACCACAGCAGACCGACCUCAAAGGCGCCAUCGCCUCAUUACGGGCGUCUCUGCCAGCCUCAGUCCCCGACGACUAUGGCCAAUCCACAAACGACAAAGUCGGCUCAGUCAAGACCCAGAUCGACGCCAUCCCAGAUCAGUUCGGCUUUAUCCACCAAACUGUGCUUGCAUGGGAUGACCGCAACCGACAAGUGCGCAAACGCCUGGACGACGAACGUAACACUCGCCAAGCCGACUCCGAGGCCCGCAUCGAUGACAUGUUUAACGAUAACGAAAUCGGCUAUGCGGACAUUGGGGAGCUGGAAGCCGAGUUCAAGCUCUCAGAAGCGCGUCUGAAAUACGAUGAGGACAAGGACGAGCUGGACUCUUUCACCCGUGACGUGUACGAGACCGUCACAGGGCGGCUACAGUCCGAGCUGGCAGAGCUCAAUGCUAUAUACACCACCGCCGUAGACCUCCUCGAUCUAGAGAGCGAACCUGCCAGCCAGUGCCUGAAGCACUCUUCCACCAGCACCAACGCGCCUCCAGAAAUGGCCCUCCUGAUGUCGCUUCUGCUCACAACCUCCACUAAGAUCGAGAUCCGCCAGCAGAAGAUCGCCGAAGCAAAAGUGGAACGCGAACGUCGCCGCAAGCGCUUGGAAUUGACAGUUUUGUACACGAAUGGGGACACGCCUGCGGUGAAGAAGCUUGAAGCUGAAUUCGCCGUUGCGGAAAGGAUGCAGGUGUUGCACGAGGCUCGCGAACGAGACAAUCGGGCUAAUAAACUGAUGGACACGUUUGAUCGGGCGACUGUGAGGGUUGGGGAUAAUCAGGCGUUGGUGGACGAGGUGCUGCCGAAGGUGAGGCACGUAAGGGAUCUGGUAAUGGCGGCAGCGAGCGACGAUCCCGAUACAAGCAAUUCUGACGUGCUGUACGGCGCCCAAGGUCUUCGUCCCACACUCACUCUUACCCAGUCCACCAUCAAUAUCCUCCUGCUCGACUCCCAAAGACUGUUGACGCUGUCGCAAGUCGCGGACAGCCAGCUCAACGACGCGGACUACGCCGUCAGCGUAGCGGAAGCCCGGGUGUCCAAUGCUGAGAGGACAGUGUAUGAGAAGCUGAAGGAGGAGAAGGAGAAGGAGGACGCGAAGAUCGUGGAAGAUACACAGGGGCGGGUUGGUGCGGUGGGGAAGGGGAUGGAGGGUGUGGCGGAGCUGUGUAGGGAGGUCGUUGGGAGGAUUGGGGAUGAUGGUGAGCAUAAGGUGAGGUUGGAGAGGGCGCUGGAAGAGGCGAGGAGGCGGAAUGAGGUGAAGGACGGCGUUGGCGGUUGA